AUGUCGAGCACCGAGCCGUCGCAGUGGGCUGAAAAAGCAAGCAUAUAUCUCGAAACCCUCGAUCUCCCACGAUACACUCGACCCCGCCUGACACGAUACCUCAUCAGCAUCCUGGCUUUUUUGUCUCUCAUUGUCUUCUAUACCUCUCAUCAACCCUCACUCCUGAUCUCCGAGCCAGAAUUCCCAUCCAUCUCCAUAUACGCAGCAAACAACACCAACCACCUCCCCCAUAUCCCUCCAAAGAUCUGGCAAAUAUACCUCGACUACACACCCUACGCCAUCAUGCCCUACACCUCCUACAUCCAAAGCUUCAUCACCCACUCUCCCUCACACACCUACACCCUCCUCGACGCCCACGGUGCCCUCUCCAUAAUCUCUAAGCUCUCGACCUCCAAAACACACGCACACAUCCUGCCCCUCUUCUACGCCAUGUCCCGGCGUGUGCUGCGCGCGGACUUCCUCCGGUAUCUCUUACUAGCGAUCGAGGGUGGGGUAUAUUCGGACAUGGAUACCGAGAUGCUUCGUCCUUUGCACGAUUGGGUACCUGACGAGUAUAAGAGUCGCACAAAACUCAUUGUGGGGUUGGAAGCUGACCAGAGUCCUCCAGUAGGAGGAACGACGUAUGAAGUGCAGUUCUGCCAAUGGACGCUUGCUGGUGCGGCAGGCCAUCCGGCGUUGUGGGGGAUGGUUGAGCGGAUUUUGAACGAGGUGCAGAAGAGGCCGUUCGAGAGCCCGAUGAAAGAUGUUGAGUUUAGUGAUGAGGAGGUACUUGAUAUUACAGGACCGGCAGGGUGGACGGAGGUCGUGUAUGAGUAUUUGAGUAAAGCCGCAGGAGAAGAGAUUGGGUGGAGGAACUUGACAGGAAUGAGGAGUCCGAGGUUGUUUGGGGAUAUAUUGGUCUUGCCUAUAGAUGCGUUUGCGAGUGGGGUCCCACAUUCCGGGGCGAGUGGCCCUGGGAUGGGAGAGGCGUUUGUGAAGCACCAGUUUCAGGGGUCGUGGCGGGGUGGUGAUCAUUGA
Messenger RNA from Mollisia scopiformis, 1017 nucleotides. RefSeq lists its product as uncharacterized. Gene Ontology annotation, cellular component: mannan polymerase complex. Gene Ontology annotation, biological process: protein N-linked glycosylation. Gene Ontology annotation, molecular function: alpha-1,6-mannosyltransferase activity. The record is from RefSeq and is a predicted model, not a curated record. NCBI's taxonomy places the organism in Eukaryota, Fungi, Ascomycota, Leotiomycetes, Helotiales, Mollisiaceae. Bases 1 to 1017 code for a protein of 338 amino acids. The transcript has a single exon.